Drosophila ficusphila is the source of this 1748-nucleotide messenger RNA. RefSeq names its product deoxyribodipyrimidine photo-lyase-like. The coding region runs from base 35 to 1708 and encodes 557 amino acids. The record is from RefSeq and is a predicted model, not a curated record. The transcript has 3 exons. Gene Ontology annotation, molecular function: deoxyribodipyrimidine photo-lyase activity. Gene Ontology annotation, biological process: photoreactive repair. NCBI's taxonomy places the organism in Eukaryota, Metazoa, Arthropoda, Insecta, Diptera, Drosophilidae.
GCAGCUGAUAGCGUUGCCACCACGAUUCACAAUUAUGUUUACACUUUCUAGUUAUUGGCGCGAAUCUUUUAAGAUUGUCCUCCAACUUAACACUAUGAAACGGACCAAGACGGCGAAGGCAGGUUCCUCCAAAAAAGCGGCCAAGAGUCAGGGAGGCAGCCGCAAGGAAGAGCCAAAAAGUGACCAGGACGGCAGGGAGAAGGAGGCUUCUCCCUCGAAGGUUUCGUUGGCUUCUAAGCCGGAUUAUCAGAAUUUCGACCAGUUCCUCAUCCAUCUGGAAGAUCAGCGAUGCAUUGCGGCAGCCAGCAUUCAGGAGUUCUCUUUCCGAAAGAAACGAGCUCGAGUCUUGUCCGAAACCGAAGAUGUUGAGGAUUCCUGCCAAGGAGGCAUCGUCUACUGGAUGUCACGUGAUUGUCGAGUUCAGGACAACUGGGCUCUUCUCUUCGCCCAGCGGUUGGCCCUUAAGUUGGAGCUGCCUUUAUCGGUGGUAUUUUGUUUGGUUCCCAAAUUUUUGAACGCGACCAUUCGGCACUACAAAUUCAUGAUUGGCGGACUGCAGGAGGUGGAGCAGCAGUGCCGUUCCGUGAACGUGCCCUUUUAUCUGUUGAUGGGUUCGGCCGUGGACCAACUGCCGGAUUUUGUGAAAUCCAAGGGCAUAGGAGCUGUAGUGUGUGACUUUUCCCCACUGCGUGUGCCUCGCAAAUGGGUUGAAGAUGUGGGCAAUUCAUUGCCCAAGAGUGUACCGCUGGUGCAGGUCGAUGCGCACAAUGUGGUUCCACUGUGGGUGGCUUCUGACAAGCAGGAGUAUGCAGCCCGCACCAUACGCAACAAAAUCAACUCUAAGCUAGGGGAGUUUCUCAGCGAAUUUCCACCUGUGGUACCGCAUCCCCAUGGAACGGGCUGCAAAGAUUUGAAGCCCGUUGACUGGCCAGCUGCGUAUGCUACGCUGCAGUGCGACAUGGACGUAGACGAGGUCGCGUGGGCCAAACCAGGUUACAAAGCGGGCUGCAAGCAACUCUAUGAGUUCUGUACCCGACGCCUGCGUCACUUUAAUGACAAACGAAACGAUCCUAUGGCAGACGCCUUGUCUGGACUCUCACCUUGGCUGCACUUUGGCCAGAUCUCAGCCCAGCGCUGCGCUCUGGAGGUGCAGAGAUUUCGGGGACAAUUCAAGGCCUCAGCGGAUGCCUUUUGCGAGGAGGCCAUUGUGCGUCGAGAACUGGCGGAUAACUUCUGCUUCUACAACGAGCACUAUGAUAGUUUGAAAGGUCUAAGUUCUUGGGCAUUUGAAACUCUAGAAGCACAUCGAAAGGAUAAAAGAGAUCCAUGCUAUGGUCUAGAGGAACUUGAGAAGUCUCUCACUUACGAUGACCUGUGGAACUCCGCGCAGUUGCAGUUGGUACGCGAGGGAAAAAUGCACGGCUUCCUCCGUAUGUACUGGGCCAAAAAGAUCCUUGAAUGGACUGCCACUCCGGAACAAGCGCUGGAGUACGCGAUCCUGCUUAACGACAAGUACAGUCUCGACGGUCGAGACCCCAACGGUUAUGUGGGAUGUAUGUGGUCGAUCGGAGGCAUUCAUGACAUGGGCUGGAAGGAGCGGGCUAUCUUCGGUAAGGUUCGGUUUAUGAACUAUCAGGGCUGCAAGCGAAAGUUCGAUGUGAAUGCCUUCGUUAUGCGCUACGGGGGAAAGGUGCACAAGAAAAAAUAAACGUCGUUUUUUAUUCGCCUUAGUUUUGAAUGCAAGCCAA